Molecule: messenger RNA, 3445 nt
Organism: Bolinopsis microptera
Lineage: Eukaryota; Metazoa; Ctenophora; Tentaculata; Lobata; Bolinopsidae
Product: multiple PDZ domain protein-like
Exons: 10
Coding region: 16-2820 (934 amino acids)
Cellular component (GO): cell-cell junction; plasma membrane
Molecular function (GO): protein binding
Source: RefSeq, a predicted model, not a curated record
UGGUAUGGCCUCUUGAUGUUGACGACGUCAUGUAGAGUGCAGAACAAGAUGGCUCCAACGGCAAGUUGGGCAGCUUCCAACGGGUCCCCUAACAAUGUCAUUAGUUUUGCCCAGCCCAAGUCUAAACGUGCUCCUGUCUCUAUCCUCAAGAAAGCGGACUCUGACACAAGCAGUACUUGUUCUAACAGCAGCAUGAUAACUUGCAAGAAGCAGUGCCGGUUGAAGGUGCUCAACACUCUCAUUAACACUCACGACUGCUUCGAACGGAUGAGACAGGAGCUGAAUGACACGUACGGUAAGAUAGAUGACCUUGAGGGGGAAAUCAAGCUGCUUAGAGAGAGCCACCAGAGCAAGGAGCAAGUGUUGCGGAACCAGAUAAAGAGACUGAGAAACGAGCUGGGGAUUGGGGGAGUGCUGGAUGUAGGCGAGAAGAUCUGUGUUAGAUUGACCAGGGAGAACAGAACCUUCGGAUUUAAACUCUUAGGCAGGGUUGAGGGGGAGGAAGUAACAAAUGAGGAGGAGGACGCGGGAGUGUCCAUUGCCUCCCUAACUCACGGGGCACCCGCUCACAAGUGCGGCAAGAUACUCAUCAGCGAUAAAAUACUAGAGAUAAAUUCUCAAGACAUGAGUCGAAGUACGUGUUCAGAAGUUGAGACCUUGAUCAGAAACUCUCCAGACACCAUGAAUCUGGUCCUGUUGAGAACCAACGACAGUAGACCCUACAGACCUAUCCCUAGCACACCCACAACCCCCACCAACACCACUACACCCCCCUCAGCACCUUCAGUACCACAUAUAUCCUCCUCCCAACACAACACUCCUCUCGUCUCAACCCCCAGAUUACCCUCUAGUUUAACUUACCAGCCAGUACCUCCGCCUCGCACUACUUCCCAAUCUCGCUAUCAACCUCACACGCCUCUUUCACCUCGCUCACAAGCCAAUCACUCACAAACGCCUCACUCACAGACCACUCCAGACCCCUCGCCUCGUCCUCAGACCCUCCCUCUCACAAAAGAUCACGUGUCAUCUCUCUCGGACCCGUCCCAUUCCUCCCUACCUCGCUCACUCCCUCUCCGACUUCUCUCUGACGAGGACUUCGACAGACUCUCAGCUAUUGGACUCCCUGAGGACAACUUGGACGACAGUCAAGAUAAAUGUUCUAACCUAUCGGAUAUCAGCAUAGACCCUGACGGAGAUUACUUAGACUACACGAUAGACAGUGAAAUCAGCAAACUCAGCCCCGAUCCCAACGAUCGUCUGUUAUCUCCUAGGAACCACGUGACAAGUGACCAAGCUAGUGAUGAUCACAUCAGCAGCGACUUCAGGAGCGAAGCUACGGAUAUAACAAAGAGUGAUGCUACGGAUAUAACUGAUGUUGUGGAUAUUCUAGGUGAUCCUCGGGAGUACGAGGAAAUAAUACUGACGAAAAGAGAAGGAAUGCUAGGAAUUGAUCUAACGUACGGAACGGACACGCUACAAGGUGCUCUCUUCGUACAUUCCAUCAAACCUGGCAGUCCUGCUGAAUUGUACGGUAGACCGCUUCUACAUGACCAGAUUGUAAAGAUAAACAGUUUAGAAAUAGGUGUGGAUAUAAUGUGUGACGAAGUUAAACCCCUUCUGACAGACGAUAAUCCGUCAGUGAAACUUGAGCUUGCGCGGCCCAAGAAACACGAAGUCAGGAUAAAACGAAAAGUUGGACAAAGUUUGGGGAUGAUGGUGGCGGUUAGUAAGGUGGAGGAUGACAAAUCUGUUAUCAUCAGUACUGUCGACCCUAACGGGCUUGUCGCCAAAUAUGGUCUGAUAAAGGGACUUACUUUGUACAUGGUGAACGACGUAGCGCUCUCAGGUCUGGGACUUAAGCAGGCGGUUGAAAUCCUUGCCGGCUGUGUUGGAGAAAUCACUCUUACUGUGUUUGUACAUCCCAACUUUUCGCCGUACCAACCUCCGAGACCACCGACGCCCUACCCUCUACCGGGACAAACCGAAGACGAAGUAACUGAGAGAAGUGUAAAAUUCAGUCUUCCACCAUCUCCCUCUAGAUCUAACACCAGCGCUGGUUCUAUUGAGAGUUUACCCAGAGAUCCUAGCAUUGGCUCUUCUCCCAGGACAAGCUCCGUCGAUAGAUCUCCUGUUAGAGGUCGCAGUCCUAUCUCUAGUUUUGACGAGAGGCCAAGAGUUCUCCAACCUUUCCCUCGAGGUUACGGGAGCCCGUCAAUGAAUCUGAUAAACACAGAUUGGUCACUAGACAGGUCCUUAACUACUGAGAGUAGUCUCAAGUCUCUUAGGUCAAGUAAUCGAGACGUGAUACGAGGUCCGGUCCGGGUAUCUCACAACACAAUCCCAACAAACAUCCUACCCAUGCCGGUCAGCUUGGAGAGCAGUUUCGCUGAAAGUAGUUACAGUACCCCAAGCAAAAGCAGGCCAGUGCCAACUCCACACCCCUCCCUAAACACCUCCGCUACUACAGCACCGCCUCUUCCCACAUACGAGAACCUACACCGCUCCUCAGUGGUCUCGUCAGAGUAUGAGAAUAUCCAGGCUAGGUAUCCUGACUACAGAGCAAGUCCUGCACCCUCGCUCCAGCGACCAACCCCACAAACCCCUCGACAAGCUCCCUCCCCAAGACCCAGAGUGGUUGGCCGCUCCCCUCAGAUCUCGCCAGCUCCUUCUUCUUCGGCUCAAUCUUCUUCCAAUAGAGGGACUCCAGGGAGAGUAAUGGGGCGCCGUGAGCGGGCCGCUGUAACCGGCGAUAGAAAGGUCCAAUUUGGCGGGUUUAAACCUAUUAAUCCUGCUCGAGAUGAGGAUGAACAUUAUGUGUAGAGAUCUGUUUACUUUUUGUUGGAGUUUAAUUUUUUCGAUGUGCAUUGUAAAUUUAAAUUAAGAUCAGUAAGCUGUUAUUGCAGUGUGAAGGGUCAAUUUGGUCUUAUAUGUCAUGGGAUUAGUUUUUUUGAUUGUUUAAGAACAUCAGCCUAUCAUUAAAUUUCCGUGGUUUUCAAUCGAUGAUCACAGUUUACUGUGUGCAAAUCAAUGAUGUCUUUGACACAAUGCACAAUACACAUAAUAUUGUCUUUAUAUAUCAUGUCCAUACCCAGGAUACAUGACAUAAAGAAUUUGGUUUAACUUGUUUGUAUGAAAAGCAUCAAUAUGGGUUUUACGUCACAGGUCUAGGACCAGCGUUAAAGAAUGUUAUCACAUAUUUUUAACUUGAUUUUUAUCCAUAUAUUUUAUAACAGACAAGGGUGAAGUCCCUCAGAACAGCAUGUAAAUAAUUAAUAAGUUAUCAUAUUAUAUUUUAUUGAAAGAUGUAAAUUAGAUGUGAAUAGUCAUUUUCAUUCACCUAAUUCCCCUUUGUAGAUAGAACUAUUUAAUUAUAUUUUGACUGUAUAACAUUAUAUAACUGUUGAUUACUGAUUAUAGUUUACGUUUAUUUUUGUUCGAAGUUGAA